AUGAUUAUUCUUUCUUAUAAUUCAAGAGGUUUGGGCAGGGGGAUUAAGUGGGCUGCCAUUAGGAGGCUCAAUUUAAAACACAAGGUGGAUCUUGUGUGCAUUCAAGAAACAAAAAAGGAACGUUUUGAUAAGAUCAUCUGUCAGUCUAUAUGGGGGGACUCUACUGUCUCUUGGGAUAAUAUCCCCUCAGUCCAGGCAUCUGGCGGUUUGCUCUACAAGUGGAAUAACUUAACUUUCGAGGUGGAAAGAAGGGUCAAAGGUAGAAACUUCUUAAUGCUGGAGGGGAGAUGGGUGAAAGAAAAUCAGAGGCUGUACAUAGUUAAUGUUUAUGCCCCUUGUGAUCUAGCUGGGAAAAGAGCCUUGUGGGAUGAGUUGAGGCAGUUGAAGGUUUCUAAUCCUAAUGGUUUAUGGUGUUUCCUAGGGGAUUUUAACAGCAUCAGGAGUCAGGAGGAAAGAAUUGGCUCAUCCCAAAGGAUUGCUGGCACUUUUGACAUCUCAGAUUUCAAUGAUUGGAUAUUUGAGAUGGAGCUUCAGGAAAUUAAGUGCUUUGGUAGCAGGCUUACUUGGUUUAGGCCCAAUGGUAGUGUGAAGAGCAGACUUGAUAGAUUUCUGGUUUCAGAUCAAUGGAUAUCUCUAUGGCCUGAUAGCUUUCAGCAUGUCCUUCAUAGGGAUUUCUCAGAUCAUUGUCCAAUCAUCUUGAAAACAAGGAUGGUGGACUGGGGUCCUAAGCCUUUUCGGGUUGUGGACUGGUGGCUCAAUCAAAAAGGGUACCAAAGAAUGGUGAAGGAGGCUUGGAUCAGAGAUCAACAGGGUGGUUGGGGGGGAAUUGUUCUUAAAAACAAAUUGAGGAACCUAAGAUAUUCUAUAAAACAAUGGAGUAAAGACAAUGGGGAUAUUAAUGCCAACAAGAAUCAGAAUUUGAGGCAGAAGUUAUAUGAUUUGGAAACCAUAGCAUCUGAUAGAAUUUUGUCCGAAGAUGAGGUUAAGGCCAAGAAAUCCAUCCAACAAGACCUGUGGGAUGCUUCAAAUGCCUAUGAAUCUCUGUUGAGACAGAAAUCUAGGGCUAAGUGGAUCAAGGAAGGUGAUAGCAACUCAGCAUACUUUCACAAAGUUAUAAAUUUCAGAAGAAACUACAAUGCUUCUCAGGGACUCCUCAUUGAUGGUGUAUAG
Glycine soja is the source of this 1170-nucleotide messenger RNA. RefSeq lists its product as uncharacterized. NCBI's taxonomy places the organism in Eukaryota, Viridiplantae, Streptophyta, Magnoliopsida, Fabales, Fabaceae. The transcript has a single exon. Gene Ontology annotation, molecular function: catalytic activity. The record is from RefSeq and is a predicted model, not a curated record. The coding region runs from base 1 to 1170 and encodes 389 amino acids.